GGGGGGUCAGUAGAGCCGGAACCCCACUAACACAACGCUAACGUAAGCUUGGUCGCCGAUGAAGGGCUGCGGCGGCCUGAUCCAUGCGGGCGACGAGGAAGAAGGGGCGGCGCUGGUGCCGCUUCCAGCAGCAGAUGAGCUGCAGGAGGCGCCGCACAAGGUCGUCGACGACGACGGCGACGCUGCUGAACGGACGGUUGAACGCCAGCCACCGUCGUCCUCGGCAACAACGACGACGAGGCCGUGCUGGAAGACGCCGCUCCUGUCACCGACGAAGGGCGCCGUGGGGCUGGUGAUCGGCGGCCUGGUGCUCCUCGCGCUGCUCGCCGGCGCCGGAUGGGUCGACCUGGACGCUUCGUUCCUGCGGGGCAAUGGCAGCGGCACCGGCGGCACCGGCCGUCGUUGGCGCCAUCCUCCUCGCCGCCAACGGUCAUCACCGCCCGUGCCCAUACCCUUCAGCUGUGGCAACGGGACGUCAUCGUCGUCUACGCCACUAUGCCGUCGCCCCCGCGUGGGAAUGCCACCACCGGCCGCGUCACCAUCUCCAGCGGCGCCGCCGCCGCCUUCGUGCCCGGACUACUUCCGGCACAUCCACUCGGACCUUGAGCCGUGGCGGGAGAAGGGGAUGAGCAGGGAGGCGGUGGAGCGCGGCCGGCCGAAAGCGGCGUUCCGGCUGACGGUGGUCUCCGGGCGCGCGUACGUGGAGACGUACCACCGCGUGUUCCAGACGCGGGACCUGUUCACGCAGUGGGGGAUCGCGCAGCUGCUCGCCCGCUACCCGGGCCGCGUCCCGGACCUGGACCUCAUGUUCAACUGCGAGGACAUGCCGGAGCUGCGCGCCGCCGACUACCCGGACACCUCCGCCGCGCCGCCGCUCUUCCGGUACUGCAAGGACGGCACCUCGCUCGAGGUCCUCUUCCCGGACUGGUCCUUCUGGGGCUGGCCGGAGGUGAACAUCCGCCCCUGGGGGCCGCUGAUGAAGGAGAUCGCCGAGGAGAACGCGCGGCUCCCCUGGCCGGACAGGCAGCCGUACGCGUUCUGGAAGGGCAACCCCGACGUGUCGAGAGCGCGCCGCGACCUCUUCCGCUGCAGCAACGACUCCGCCGCCGGCAGAGACUGGAACGCGCGGCUGUUCGCGCUGGACUGGGGCGCCGCCAGCCGGAACGGGUUCAAGGGCUCCACCAACCUGGCGGAGCAGUGCCGGUACAGGUACAAGAUCUACGUGCAGGGGCGGUCGUGGUCGGUGAGCGAGAAGUACAUCCUCGCGUGCGACUCGCCGAUGCUGGCCAUCGACACGCCCUUCGACGACUUCUUCUCCAGGGGCCUCGUCGCCGGCCGCCACUACUGGCCCGUCGACCCCGGGGACAAGUGCCGCGCCGUCAAGUUCGCCGUCGACUGGGGGAACGCGCAUCCGGCGCUGGCACAGCGGAUGGGCAAGGAGGGCAGCGGGUUCGCGAGGGAGGACAUGAGCAUGGACUACGUUUACGACUACAUGCUGCACGUGCUCACCCACUACGCUGCAUUGCUCCGGUACAAGCCUACCGUGCCGGACAAGGCCGUGGAGCUCUGCCCCGAGUCCAUGGCCUGCUCCGCCCAAGGCCGGGACAGGGAGUUCAUGAUGGAGUCCAGGGAGAUGUACGAGGCCGGGUACGAGCCGUGCACGAUGCCGCCGCCGUUCACGGCGGAGGAGGCGAGGGAGAUGGCCGCCCGGGAAAAGGAUGUGCGAAGAAAAGUAGUUAAAAUGGAGGGGAGGUAGCUGCUCACCUUACUAGAAAUGGUAGGUUAUAGUACAAAUUGAUUUACUGUGACAGAGAAAGAUCAACCAAUGAAACAGGAAAAUAUCCAAGAUGAAGACCAGCUUAGGGUAUAUAUCUUCUUUACAAAAUAAAUGGGUUCAAAGCAUUUGCAACCCUUUUCUUUUUCAAACGGAAGGUUUUGCUAAAACCUAUAGCAUCCGCUUCCUCCGAUCAAUAUUAACUUUGUGAGUAUGCAAAUACUAUGAUAUUAGAUUUUCAAAAACAUUACCUCAGGACUGUCACUUGUAAAAAUAUACCUCAACGAACCCCCUCAUCGCCUGCAAUUGCAGCGCACAAAUCUUGAAGCUCACAAGGCGCCACAUCAAAUCAUGAGAGCAAUUCGCCGUAAGUCAUCUUUAUUCACAUCAACAGGGAGGAGCUCCCCGGCUCCAUUACUCACAAAGAAGUAUGAAUGGUCAGAUAAGAAGUACAAGUCUAAAAAACAAAAAAGGAAAAACUAAAAACACAUCACAAACAUAUUGAGCUUUUGGGUGUCUCAGCAUCGCCAAAAGACAACCACAAGAGUCUCAAUUUAUCACAUGAAAGCACACAAAAAAAAACGCAGCAAAGUUGUGCGUAGAUAGGGAGCGGUUGCUUUUCCAAUCGCCUUUAUGCAUAGCGCGCCACAGCAGAUUCUAGGGUCUCCAAGGCUGAGACUGGAUUAUGCACGUUAUGUUGGAAAUAUGAGCAA
Molecule: messenger RNA, 2487 nt
Organism: Hordeum vulgare subsp. vulgare (domesticated barley)
Lineage: Eukaryota; Viridiplantae; Streptophyta; Magnoliopsida; Poales; Poaceae
Product: O-glucosyltransferase rumi-like
Exons: 2
Coding region: 59-1756 (565 amino acids)
Source: RefSeq, a predicted model, not a curated record